AUGGCUUCGGGUGGGCUUCGAACCCUCAACGAGUACAGAAUUGUGCUACUGGGAUACAGGUGGUCUGGAAAAAGUUCAUCAGGAAACACCAUCCUGGGCCGAGAGGAGUUUGACCUGAAGAGAACAGCUCAGUGUGUGAAGAGACGGGGAGACGUAGCAGGCAGACAGCUCACUGUAGUUGAAGCUCCUGGAUGGUGGGUGAAUGAAAACCUGAAAGGCACCCCUAAACUCACUAAACAGGAGAUUGUGCUCAGUGUGUCUCUGUGUGCUCCAGGACCCCACAUCUUCCUACUGCAUGUAGAUGUAGCUGAUGAUGUUACACCAGAAGACAUAAAGAACAUGAUGGAACAUGUUGACCAUCUAGGUGAGGGAGUGUGGAGUCACACCAUGGUGCUGUUUACCAAUGGAGACCGGCUGGGGAACACACCCAUUGAGCUGUACAUAGAGAGUGAAGAGGCCCUGCAGGCUCUAGUAGAGAAAUGUGGGAACAGAUAUCAUGUCCUCAACAACAUGGACAAAGGUAACAGAAAACAGAUCACAGAGCUGCUUGAGAAGAUGGAGGAGAUUAUCUGUGGAAAUGGGGGGCGUCACUAUGAGAUGGACAGCAAGAGACUGGAGGAAGUGAUGAAGAGGAGAGAGGAAGAUGAAGAGCGAGCCACUGCAAGACUGAUGAAGGUGGAGGAGCAAAGGCAGCAUUUACAGUCACUGAAGGGUGAUCUUGACUUAAGUUUCUUGUUGAGUGAGUUCAGAAUUGUGCUGCUGGGAUACAGGCUGUCUGGAAAAAGUUCAUCAGGAAACACCAUCCUGGGCCGAGAGGAGUUUGACCUGAAGAGAACAGCUCAGUGUGUGAAGAGACAGGGAGAAGUAGCAGGCAGACAGCUCACUGUAGUUGAAGCUCCUGGAUGGUGGAAGAAUAAAAACCUCAAAGCCACAACUGAGCUCACUAAACAGGAGAUUGUGCUCAGUGUGUCUCUGUGUCCUCCAGGACCCCACAUCUUCCUGUUGCAUGUAUAUGUAGCUCAUGCUUUAACACCGGAAGACAUAGACAACAUGAUGGAACAUGUUAAUCAUCUAGGUGAGGGAGUUUGGAGUCACACCAUGGUGCUGUUUACCUUUGGAGACCUGCUGGGAGACACACCCAUUGAGCUGUACAUAGAGAGUGAAGAGGCCCUGCAGUCUCUAGUAGAGAAAUGUGGGAACAGAUAUCAUGUCCUCAACAACAUGGACAAAGGUGACAAAACACAGAUCACAGAGCUGCUGGAGAAGAUGGAGGAGAUUAUCUGUAGAAACAGGGGCCGUCACUAUGAGCAGGACAGGAAGAGACUGGAGGAAGUGAUGAAGAGGAGAGAGAAAGCCACUGCAAGACUGAUGAAGGUGGAGGAGCGAAGACAGCAUUUACAGUCACUGAAGGAACAAGUACUGCUUCAACUAGAGUUCAGAUUUGUGCUGCUGGGAUACAAAAAGUCUGGGAAAAGUUCAUCAGGAAACACCAUCCUGGACAGAGAGGAAUUUGACUGGAAGAGAACAGCUCAGUGUGUGAAGAGACAGGGAGAGGUAGCAGGCAGACAGCUCACUGUAGUUGAAGCUCCUGGAUGGUGGAAGAAUAAAAACCUCAAAGCCACAACUGAGCUCACUAAACAGGAGAUUGAGCUCAGUGUCUCUCUCUGUCCUCCAGGACCCCACAUCUUCAUAUUGCAUGUAUAUGUAACUCAUGCUUUAACACCGGAAGACAUAAAGAACAUGGUGGAACAUGUUGAUUAUCUAGGUGAGGGAGUGUGGAGUCACACCAUGGUGCUGUUUACCCGUGGAGACCGGCUGGGAGACACACCCAUUGAGCUGUACAUAGAGAGUGAAGGGGCCCUGCAGUCUCUAGUGGAGAAAUGUGGGAACAGAUAUCAUGUCCUCAACAACAUGGACAAAGGUGACAGAACACAGAUCACAGAGCUGCUGGAGAAGAUGGAGGAGAUUAUCUGUGGAAAUGGGGGCCGUCACUAUGAGAUGGACAGGAAGAGACUGGAGGAAGUGAUGAAGAGGAGAGAGGAAGAUGAAGAGCGAGCCACUGCAAGACGGAUGAAGGUGGAGGAGCAAAGGCAGCAUUUACAGUCACUGAAGGGUGAGUUCUUCCAUUUCCUAGAGUUCAGAAUUGUGCUGCUGGGAUACAGGCUGUCUGGAAAAAGUUCAUCAGGAAACACCAUCCUGGGCAGAGAGGAGUUUGACCUGAAGAGAACAGCUCAGUGUGUGAAGAGACAGGGAGAAGUAGCAGGCAGACAGCUCACUGUAGUGGAGGCACCUGCAUGGAAGAUGGAUGAAAACCUCCAAGACACUCCUGAGCUCACAAAACAGGAGAUUGUGCUCAGCGUGUCUGUGUGUCCUCCAGGACCCCAAAUCUUCCUACUGCAUGUAGAUGUAGCUGAUGAUGUUACACCAGACGACAUAGAGAACAUGGUGGACCAUGUUAAUCAUCUAGGUGAGGGAGUGUGGAGUCACACCAUGGUGCUGUUUACAAAUGGAGACCUGCUGGGAGACACACCCAUUGAGCUGUACAUAGAGAGUGAAGGGGCCCUGCAGUCUCUAGUAGAGAAAUGUGGGAACAGAUAUCAUGUCCUCAACAACAUGGACAAAGGUGACAGAACACAGAUCACAGAGCUGCUGGAGAAGAUGGAGGAGAUUAUCUGUGGAAAUGGGGGCCGUCACUAUGAGAUGGACAGGAAGAGACUGGAGGAAGUGAUGAAGAGGAGAGAGGAAGAUGAAGAGCGAGCCACUGCAAGACUGAAGAAGGUGGAGGAACAAAGGCAGCAUUUACAGUCACUGAAGGAACAAGUACUGCUUCAACUAGAGUUCAGAAUUGUGCACUUGGGAUACAGAAACUCUGGAAAAAGUUCAUCAGGAAACACCAUCCUGGGCAGAAAGGAGUUUGAGCUGAAGACAACAGCUCGUUCUGUGAAGAGACAGGGAGAAGACCCCACAUAUUCCUACUGCAUGUAG
This is a messenger RNA of Engraulis encrasicolus (European anchovy), 2985 nucleotides long. RefSeq names its product GTPase IMAP family member 8-like. Gene Ontology annotation, molecular function: GTP binding. Bases 1 to 2985 code for a protein of 994 amino acids. Lineage: Eukaryota; Metazoa; Chordata; Actinopteri; Clupeiformes; Engraulidae. The record is from RefSeq and is a predicted model, not a curated record. The transcript is spliced from 8 exons.